CGAAGGAAGAAAUUUAUUUAGUAAUCGUAACUAGUUCAUCAUAUUGGCAAUUAUGAACUAAAAACAGCAUCUGAUUCUAAUAAGAUAGGGAAAAGGAUUAAGUUAAACAAAUUGAACAUAUGGGACCCUUAUUACUACGUUCGCUAUCAUCACGCGCUGGCACGUGAUGAAGUUCUUUGCAAGUUCCGAUCACGUAUCAGUACGUGAUGAAUCUAAGUUCAAUUAAAGUGAGCUAGCCAUUCCGAUUUACUGAAGUGAUGUGUCGUUUCACAUGGUCAGCAAACGUCUUAAUUGAAAUGAGAGCUCGCAUCGAUUAGUUAAAUAUUUAUAAGAUCACUACGGAUAUAUCUAAAAUGUAUUUUGGUCAAUAUAUUAUUCAUAUAAACCACCUGUAGAUAACCUUUUCGCACAAUGAAAUAUAAUAUCACAGGUUUUCAAACCAUUCAUAUAAUAAUAAUGCGCCAGCACUACCACCCUUAAAAACCACCCCCAACAAUAUCUGAUACAAUAUAAAGAUCCCAGUCGGUAACGUCAUUCGGUGCACAAAAUAAAAAAAAACUUUACCACCACCCCUCGGAUCACGUGACAGGAAACGAUGGCAUACUUGGUUUCCAGGUCCCAGCAAGUUACUGAAUACUCAGCUAAGGUAGGGUUAGAACUUAAAUGACUAGUAAGCUCAUGGGGCAAAGAAAUAAAAAAAGGUAGAGGUGUAACUCUUGAAUCUAGGUCAUCCAUAACCGCACCCCACCGCAUAGACUCCAAGCACCCUGGAAGCUCGAACAGACCUAAACCCAGGUACUUCGACAAAGAGACAAAGAGUUGACCUGGUGCAUUUAGAGAAUUGUAUGUCACCAUGAACCUAAUCAUUAUUGUCAUCGAUGUGUAUUAUUAGUUUAGCACAAGCAGAAAGUAACUGUAAUGAAAAAGAAAUUUUGAAUUCCAAAACCUACGAUCCAAAGAACGAAGAGCAUAACGUCAUUGCCAAACGAAUUGACAAACUGUACGAUAGUUAUUAUACUAUUGUCUAAUGUAUUUGUAAGCGGAUUAAUAGUCUGAACGGAUACCAGUUGCGCAAUGCUACGUAAAAAAUUCAUCAUCAAGAUGACUCGUAGAAAGUGUGACUGCAAAAAAAUAGCGCACCAGUCGAACAUCAUUACCCAAUACACGAGUAAAAGAUUUUAGGUCAUUUUGUCAUUCCCAUGAAGCCUUUUCUCCGUUUGCACAAUAGAAACGCAUAAAGAGACAUACUCUAAGAGUCAUUCCUUUCAAAGAUCAUCCCGCUUCAGUCCCACCUAUUAAUAAUUGCGCAAUAGCAUUCAGAAGUAAGAGUAGGCCAAAAAAUUCAAAAAGUGAAAACAAAAAUGAAAAAAGGUUGCAAUCAAAUUUUUGAAUCAAGUACAACGACCGUCGAUAAUUUCUCGAUGGGCAGGACAAAAGGAAUUUCAAAAAAAUAUCGUAAACAGCUAACGUUAAAAAAGGCGUCCCGACGCAACUACCCGCAUCCUCAUUGAAUUCUACGCCGUUACGCGACACCUAUAUACGAAGAAAUCGACCGGCGCCGUAGACCGAUGGACGCCGUCGCGACGUCGACGUCGUAUAUGGAGUGGGACGAUCCCGACGUUUUUAUACAUCAAACGAGGACAGAAAAUUCAAGCCGUUGAAAUCGUUGCCACUACAGAAAAAUAAAUGUCAAAAAAGACAUCAUCGAAAAAUGUUAUUUUUAUCUCUGCUGCGCAACAAUGAAUAUCGUUUAUGGUUCCAGAAAAAUAAAAUACUUAUGUCAAUACUUUCAUACAAUGGCUACUAUAUAGCGAUUAUUGGCAGUUGCCCCAGUGUUACCAACAUAGCAGCUAAACACCAGCUCCACCAUCGAGAAACCUCGUACAGUGGCACGUUGGGCUCCGUGCCCUGCAGACGCUGCAGGGGUAGGCGUCCCUGCAUAAUUAUAAUAUUUUGCUUAAUAAUAAUUAUAAUACUAAUAAUAAUAAUAAUCGCGACAACGAAUCAAAUCUGUGUGAUGCGUAAUUUUUAGGGUUACUCGCAAACUGGAUAUUCGUCGGUGUACGCGCAAAAAACAAGAAAGAAAAAAGAACGAAAGAUACGAGUGACAAAGAAUCUUGGUGACUUUACAUAAAAUCAACAAAUUUAUUCAUCUUUUUUUUUUAUUAUAAACAACAAUUGUUUGUUAAUCCACACUUGAUGAUGUCAAUCUAACGAAUUUUUAAUGUCAAGAGAUUUUUCUUUUAUAUUGGGAUUGACGUCUGGGUUGGGGUUGUAAGUAUACAAAUACAAGUUUACAUAAGAGCUUCUCCAAAGGACUUUUAAUCUCGAAAAUUAUUUCUUACGAUACUGUAUCUUCUAACUUUGGAACACUGAAGCGGUCACGAGGCUAAUUGUAAGUUCCAAGUGGAGGGAGCAGAAAUGGGCGUCUGGACUGUCUUGCCGAUGUUUGUAACGUUAAUACUGAUUUGACGACAGUCGUCGAUUGGCGUUGUGUGGCGGUGCUUCAUUUUUAUAUUAAAAUACAUAAAACUUACGGAUAUCAAUAUAAUUGAAUAAAAUUUUCUAGAAAAUCCAAACAAUGCUGUCAUUCACUCAGAAGCUGAAACUUGUUACCGACUACCGGAAAUUACGAUGCACCGGUAACAGUGACGUAUGUCCAGUCUAAACAGAUAUUCUAUAAAUAUUGUUUAAUGAUAAAAAAAAAUCAAAAAAGAUCGUUAAUUUAAAUAAUUCAGUGCGCGUUACCGAAGUGCACUCUGUAAGUCAUAUUUGACAGAUGGAAGUAAGAUUGUGAAACUUAACAAAGUCGAUUUAAAAAAAUGUUGAUAUUCCUAUGAGAAAAAAACUAAUCUCCGGACAUUCUUAUCUCUUACUUUUAUUUACGACUUUGUCCCGUUGAGAAUCAGUGCAACGAAUUUAGUCACCACCACGGGUACCGCCUGGUUCCACAACUCUACGAGUCAAGGCGAAAUGAGCAGCAACAGUGGAGGUAGCAGCGCCACGUUCGGCCUUGGGGUCGGCGUCGGUGUAGCUGGGGGUCCAAGCCUGGCAGCAGCGCAACAAGGCCAGGGUGUAGCAGCACUGUUAGUGAUGCUCGCCGUCCUCUGCUUCAUCUUCGCCUACUGUUGCUGGGGUGCUCCAUUUUGCAGAUCGCUCUGCAGAAGGCACUGCUGCUGCCGUUUGGAAGAUCCUGAGCCGGAUCCUCGAUUUGGGAGUAGUGAUCAAGCGAUGGUGGCGACGCCUACAAUAAUUCUUCUGCCUCACGGUAGGAUGCUCGUAGUAGACGGAACCAUCUUCACGCAAUUCCAAGCAGACACUACGGGACUCGACCUGGUGGAGCUGGGCGAGAGUGUAAUCCGCGCACAACGUACUCCUCGAAGUGUAAAUCGUCAUCAGUUACAAAGUAGUCAGGGUAGCAUCCUGGAGAUGGACGCCGAGACGCCCAGUAAGGAUAGUCUUGGUUCCCUAGGUUGUUUUCCUCCACCGACUUAUGAAAGUAUUUAUGGAAAAGAAGAAAGCGACAUGCCGCCAUCUUAUUCUGAUAUUCUCCUUCACAGAUUUGCUAAUUUACCCUACGAAAUCGAAAUGCAGGAUUUUGGUCACGAGGGCAAGGAGGAGAUCGAGAUGCAGACCCUAGAGAACUGUCCCCGGGUUAUAAGUAAUCCAAUAAAUGGAAUAAGAUUUCCUUAUGGUACUGUCACGAGCUUCUCCAGUGAGAGCUUUCCACAGCAAACUAUCACCAGGAACCCAUCGAUAAUUAGCAACCCACUGGAUGAUUAUUAUACCGACAAUGAACUGAACGGCUACCGGAUAGGAAAUUUUCGUCGUGAGAACGACGUCGGUCGGACGUCGCAUCAGAAUACGACAACGAUGACAACGACGACUACCGAGAGUUCGACGUGUUAUCAGGAUUAUGAUGAGAGGACAAAUGAGCAGAGAAACUACGUUAAUGAUGUUCAAGAUCACCAGGUACCAGUUGGGAGUGUUGACAAUGAGACUAUGAACACGAGGAACCGUGCGAGAAGCACCAAUCACGAUAGAGAGAAUCGUGAUGAUGGGGUCAUCGUCGUUCUUCCGGAUUGUCAGAGGUACCAGGUCGUGAAUGAGAGUUCCAGAGGCAGGAACGUCAUCCUCGAGAGCAAUGAAGAUGCAAACAGGAACAGUGAACGUGGAGGAGGAAGCAGUGCUGAUCCUGAGAGUAACAACAGCGCCGAUGAAGAUGCAGGUGACUUCGGCGCCCUGGCUGAUAUUCGUGAAAGUCGAGUGUAGCACGUUUCGCCAUCUUUAAUGAGUAAGCGAAUUACUGAUGAGAGAACAAUGAAGAAAUUGGAAUCAGGUGACUGAUUGAAGUCAUUAGAGAUGAGCAUUUUUACUCUUAAAUAAAGAAUGGAUUCGCGUACACUUUGCGAAGUGGAUUUUUUAAGAUGGAUGACGUUACAAACGUGAACAAAUUGGGAGAAUAAUUAGUUCUGGUAAAUCCAAAGCAUUUGAGUCUCUGAUAAGUUCUGACUCUAAAGAAAAACCGCUGCCGGUAACGCCAAAUUUCUUUGGAGGAUUACUUGUCAGUGAUAUGCGUGAUGAAAAGCUAUUAUUAGGUGGCGCAUGCGUUGAGUAUUUGUACAGUACGUCCAGGAAUUAAUUCUCUACCAAUUUGUAAACGAAAAUUUGUGAUUAGUGAGGCAGAACGACCAAUUCGAAAAAUUGAUGACACUGGAGCCACCUAGCGAUAGCGUCCCCUAACUAUCCUCUGCUAAAUUGUAUGAACUUCUUGUGUUUCGCAGUUUGUCUUCUCUUGAAGGUACUGACGGUUUUUUUUGCAAAAGGAUGUGACAUCACUUAAUGAUUUGAUUAACGGAAAGUAGUUGUACAUACACAAAUACACGUUCUACGAUAUAAAUACAUAUUAUGACGUACGAAACGUUUCAUAUGCAAUUUAUUGGGUAAUGACAGAAAGGCGUGUAAUACUGAAUGUAAUUGAUUCGAAUUUUAAAAAAUGAAAAAAAUGAAAUUUCGAUUUUGUCCUAUAAGAUGAUUAUUGGAAGGGCGUUGACUUCUAUAUGUCUUUGAAAAGUGCACGUUGCGACUUGACGAUUAUUAAUUAUCCUCUGUCUUACAUUAUUAUUAUUAUUGCAUUGUGAAAUGUUUCAAAAUUAUAAAUAUAAUCUAUAUAAAUAUUAUUAUGAUCAUUAUCAUUGCUACUGUUAAAAUAUAUUUCACCAAAGAACACCAAACGACUAUAUAUAAUUAUGAAAAGAAAUAAAGUAUAUAACAAGAAUGGUA
Molecule: messenger RNA, 5283 nt
Organism: Cephus cinctus (wheat stem sawfly)
Lineage: Eukaryota; Metazoa; Arthropoda; Insecta; Hymenoptera; Cephidae
Exons: 5
Coding region: 2974-4272 (432 amino acids)
Source: RefSeq, a predicted model, not a curated record